Chaetomium fimeti is the source of this 1002-nucleotide messenger RNA. Its product is annotated as PITH domain-containing protein. Gene Ontology annotation, cellular component: cytosol. The transcript is spliced from 3 exons. Gene Ontology annotation, molecular function: protein-disulfide reductase activity. The record is from RefSeq and is a predicted model, not a curated record. Lineage: Eukaryota; Fungi; Ascomycota; Sordariomycetes; Sordariales; Chaetomiaceae. Bases 1 to 1002 code for a protein of 333 amino acids.
AUGUCGAAAACGGUUAACAUCUCGUCGCCGUCGCAGCUUACGGAGGUGCUGCAAGGCUCCAAGCUCGUGGUGGCAGACUUUUACGCCGACUGGUGUGGCCCUUGCAAACAAGUCGCUCCUGUGUUCGAACAGCUCUCGGCUGCUCUGUCGCGGCCCAAGCUCGUGACCUUUGUCAAGAUCGACACCGACAAGCAAAAGGACGUCGCACAGGCCUACCGAGUCACAUCUCUGCCCACCUUCAUCAUCUUCCGCAAUGGAAAGGUCGCCGACAAAGUCCAGGGCGCCGACCCCAUGAAGCUCCAGUCGGUGGUCAAGAAGCUCAGCGAGGAAGUCCACAACAUGAGCAGCGGGGACGGCGAGGCCAGCGGUAGCGGCAGCGGCAGCGGUAACAACGGCGCCAACUGGCGAGGUGCCGGGCUACCCCGCGGCUACACGGACAUCACGAGUCAAAUCGAGCUGCGGCACUGUGAGCUGCUCAACGUCGACCCGGAUGUCGGCAGCGUGCGGGUACUGUUUGACACAGCGAAGCCCGGGGCGCUGUCGGGAGGGAAGAGCGCGACCAAAGACUGGGUUGAGAGCGACACAGACGAGCAGCUGUUGCUUUUCAUGCCCUUCCAGUCGAUGCUGAAACUGCACACGCUUCAGAUCACAUCCCUCCCUCCCAGCGAUGACGACGAUGACGAAGAAGAUGCGCCCAUGAGGCCGCGGACCAUCAAACUCUUCACCAACAAGCCGCACAAUAUGGGGUUCGACGAGGCGGAGGAUAUGAGUGCGACCCAGGAAUUUGAGCUUUCCGAAGAAGACUGGAACGCCGAGGGCACAGCAAACAUCCCCUUGAGGUUUGUCAAGUUCCAGAACGUCACUAGCCUGGUGCUGUUCGUCCAGAACGGUGAUGGCGAUGGCGAAAAGACCAGGCUGGACCGGCUGAGGCUGGUUGGAGAGACAGGGGAGAAGAGGGAGAUGGGCAAGCUCGAGAAAAUCGGCGAUGAGCCGGGCGAGUAG